CGCGGCAGACGACACCGGGAAUAUUGACGCCCUCCGUUAGAAAACCUUAUAUUUCUAGGGAUUUAGAACACUUUGUAAGAGGAGGUAAAAAUGUGAUGCAAAUAAUGAACCAAUCGUAAAAGAGGAUAUUCCUGUCAACAGAUGGCGUGUAAAGAUGGCGGAGAAAGAAGAAGAGAGAUCCAAGAAAUUUGACUACGAGCAAACUUUGAUCUAUGGAAAGUACAAGCGAGAUCUUGGAAAAUGGGCCAAGUUCCAGGCGAGGACGAUCAAGAAGGAGAAGCGGGACAUUGGGAACACGGAGGUUAAACCCACCAGUGGAUUCCGGGUCUUCUUAGAGAGACUGCGACAGAGAGGGUUCAAAUAUAAAGCUCUAAAAGAAUCAUCUAAGUUCAAGAGAUUAAUCCAUUUUCGAGAUGUUGUCUUCCAAAAAAUUGGAGAAGAUUGGAUCUUCUUGGCUCUGCUGGGAAUUCUUAUGGCCCUGCUUAGUUUUACUAUGGAUUUUAUCAUUGAAAAGUGCCAAGCAGCUAAGUUCUGGUUAUAUCAGGAGCUGGCUUUCUCCCCACCACUUCAGUAUUUUGCCUGGGUGUCCUACACACUGCUGUUUAUAUUAUUUGCCACAGGAUUUUCUCAUCUUGUCUCACCUCAGGCUUGUGGGUCUGGUAUCCCAGAGAUGAAGACUAUUUUAAGAGGCGUGGUGUUAAAAGAAUUUCUUACAUUUAGGACACUGGUGUCCAAAGUAGUAGGACUUUGUUCCUCGUUAGGGAGUACACUUCCUAUUGGGAAAGAGGGUCCUUUUGUACACAUUGCUAGUAUUGUUGCAACAUUACUGGGAAAAUUAACAACAUUUAAAGGAAUAUAUGAAAAUGAAUCUCGUAGAACAGAGAUGCUGGCAGCAGCCUGUGCUGUUGGAGUGGCGGCCACAUUUGCGGCUCCUAUUGGAGGUGUGUUAUUUAGUAUUGAGGUCACAGCGACCUACUUUGCUGUCAGGAAUUACUGGAGAGGAUUCUUUGCUGCCGUUUGUGGGGCUGUCACAUUAAGAAUGCUUGCCAUCUGGUUUAAAAAUGAAGCUACUCUCACAGCUAUGUUCAAAACCACCCUAAGAACAGAUUUCCCCUUUGAUGUUCUAGAGCUGCUUGUUUUUGCUAUUAUGGGCGUGCUGUGUGGAUUAGCAGGAGCGCUUUUCAUUUUGUUUCAUCGAAAAAUUGUUUUGCUCACUAGAAGACAUCGCAAGAUAACAGAUUUCUUACAAAAAAAGGUGCUAUGCGGUUUAGCAGGAGCACUUUUUAUUUUGUUUCAUCGAAAAAUUGUUUUGCUUUUAACAAAUGAUAAUUUGACAUCCAAGCAGGCAAUCAAUGAACUGUUCAGUAACAUUACAUGGACAACAGGACAGGCAGAGGGUCUGAGAGACGAGGAAAUCAUCAGCCAUUGGAAACAUGGCAGCACCAAUAUAUAUGUCAACCUAGUCAUCUUCGUAGUGUUUAAUUUUAUGUUUGGAGCUUUCUGCAAUACCAUGCCAGUUCCUGCUGGUGUAUUUGUACCAGUUUUCUUAGUGGGAGCUGCCUUUGGUCGCCUGACGGGGGAGUGUAUGGCAGCCUGGUUCCCUGAGGGGAUUCCCUCGGGUGACAUCAUCAAUAAAAUUGUACCGGGAGGUUACGCUGUCGUAGGAGCAGCCUCAUUUUCAGGGGCUGUCACUCGGACCAUUUCAACAUCAGUGAUUGUAUUUGAAGUCACUGGUCAAAUCAGUCAUGUACUUCCAGCAGUUGUGGCAGUGUUAAUCUCCAAUGCAGUGGCCGGGAAGUUCCAGCCGUCCUUCUAUGAUAGCAUCAUCAAGCUCAAACAGUUGCCAUAUCUUCCAGACAUUGUAUCUGCAAAAGCAAAUGCCUGGAAAGUAUUUAUAGAAGACAUCAUGGUCAAGGAGGUUGCCAGUAUUUCAUUUAGAUCAAGUUAUGGAGAACUCAGAGAACUUCUAACCUCUACCAACUACAAAAGCUACCCUCUAGUUGAUGCUCCAGACUCCAUGAUUCUGCUUGGUUCUAUACAAAGACUUGAACUGGAGCGAGUUUUAUUUGUUCAUCUCAGCAAAGACCAGAAAAUAUUUAUACAGAGUGAUGAUGAGGAUGAUGAAUCAAGGAGAAGUAACUCUUCCUCUAUGACUGACGUGUCGGUCAUCAAACGGUCCAUCACCCCACCCCCAACAAUCAACAUCAUCCCACAGAAUAAGUCCAGGUUCCUGGUGUCAAAGGUCGAGGAGAAGAAAAGGUCAAGGACACCCAGUCCAAGCAGAUUCUCAAUGCCAAGAUCUUCUAGUGCUUCCUCAUUAGAGUCAGAGAAAGAGAGACAGGUGUAUCACACGUUACAGCUGCCCCUCAGAUCUAUCCUCAAAAAAUCAUCCUCAUCCUCAGCUCUAUCAGACAGGGCCAACAGCGAAACCAAUCUUCAGUCUGAAAUUACUGCUUACUAUAGAAAAUUGGCCAGUACCAAAAAAACGAGUAUAUGUGAAGAUGCUCCAUAUAUCCUUGAUAAAAGAAGCUUUACUAAUCUGGCAAAGAAAGUUAGACUGCCUCCAGAACCAGUAAAGAUUAAGAAUCUUACUACAGAACAACAAGAAGAGUGGGAGGAGCAAAGACUUACCGAUCCAAUAGAAUGGGAGGGAGUUCAGAUAGACCCCGCCCCCUUCCAGCUGGUGGAGAGAACUUCUCUACACAAGGUUCAUUCUUUGUUUUCUUUGUUGGGAAUUAAUCACGCUUAUGUCACCAACACAGGGAGACUUGUUGGAGUGGUGGGAUUAAAAGAACUAAGAAGAGCCAUUCAGGGAAGAAUUGAUGCUCAGGCCAAAGGUCAAGAUGAGACAGAGGAUGAAGAAGUUGAGGAGAUAGAUCCUCAGAACCUGGAGGUGGAGAUGCCUCAGCCUCAAAAUGAAUACAGACUGGUUAACACCUCUAACGAGGAACUGCACGGAGUGCUAGUGACUAAGGACGAGUGACUCGUUAACACCGCUAACAAUGAGCUGCAUGGUGUGCUAGUGACUAAGGAUGAGUGAAUUGUUAACACCUCAAACAAGGAGCUACACAGAGUGCUAAUGACUGUGGGCGAGUGAGGACCACACACAAGUGUGGAUUCAUUUGUAGUGCAGAUGUGAUCAAUUGUUAUGUGAAAUUUUGUCAACUUUUAAAAAUCUAGCUUUACUUCUGAGUCACUUCAGGUUUGGGAAAAUUCAUAUACUCUACCAUAAGAAAUUAAUACCGAAAAAGUGUGUUCAUAAUAGAAUUGAAUAUUAUUUUCCUUGAUAUGUGUUCCACAGGAAAAAAAGUGUUUUCGACUUUUUCAGUAUCUCAGGAUUCAUUAAAAGUCAUAGAGCCAUAACGUCACCUUUUGACCAAAUUGUAUUCAUUCCUUGUUAAUUAUCACAACGUAUGUUGAUAUGGUUUUUAAUGGUUGUUCCAGAAAUACAUUCCUGCAGCCAUUUUAAAACUUUCCUUAUCAAGGAGAUGCUCAAAGAACUGUCAAUAAAUCUUCACAAAUAUUAUCAUUUUAUGCAUUGUAAGAUAUUUUUUUCUCAUGUAAGAAUCUCAUUUUUUCUUAAUACACAUGUAAAUAAAUCAUUGCAAGAUUUUUUAUGAGCCAUUUUUAUGAUGCAAAAAUCUGUGCCAAUGUGCCAAGUUGAAUAUGCAGCAAAUGUUCACUCAGUGAGCGGGAACAGAAAUAUUUUUUUGUACAUGUUGUGCAUAUUGUGUGAUUGAAUCAUAUCUUGAUUUGUCUUACAUUUAAAAUGUAUUCUGGCAGAAGACCCUUUUUUGUGAAGUAUUACAAAGACUUUUGACUCAAAUAUUUUUAAAUAUAGCACAAAAUAACAUGCAAACCAGGGGGGGGGGAACAAUUAUUGACCAUUUUUCUUGUGUAUAGAUGGCCAGUAAGACAGAAGGGGGCUAUAUUCUUGACGGAAUACAGCUGCUGGCUGUAUAUACUCUCACUUCAUGUGACUUGCACACAUAACAUGGGGGGUUCUGCAGGUGAUCCCUCUGUAUUUUUUGUCUGUUUGAAACACUAUAUACUUGCUUUAAUAUCUUAUAAACAGAAGAGCUUAAACACAUUGCUCAGGUGUUUUAUGGGAAUGUCCUAGUGCUUUAAUUAUAAAAUAAAGUCAUCAUCCUACAUACAGCAACAACAAAAAAGGACAAAAACAGAACAAAAGAUUUUAAAUAAGUAGAAAAAUUCUAUAUUCAAAGGAUUUUUCCAAAGCUCUGGUUGUUUUGCAUGUAUCAGUUAUUUAUGAAUGUUACAUUUAUUUAGAAUUCUUCAUUUAAAAUAAAAAUGAGAAGCGGGAAUUUUCUUCAUUGGUCUUCCUGAUUAUGAAGCAGCAAUAUAUCAUACAGUAAUGUGUGGAAUACUUGCAAUGGCCCAUGCUUUAAUAAGCUAGUCAGUGUUAAAUACCAUUAAAUGAUAGCAAACAUGUUGGAAGAAGGUACUUUGAUUAAUGAAUGAAUUGUUGUUUUGUCAUUAAACAACAAAUGUAAUGUCAUAAUGAUGAUUAACAUAUUGUUUAAGUUAUGUAUGUUGUUUUUAAAUGUUUGUUGAUAUUUUUCACUUUACCUGUCUUUCAUGAAGUUUUAAGAUACGAGCAUUAAUAUUGGAAGUUGUAUGUCUUCCAUGGCAUUUUGUAUUGUACAUUUUUACUGGAUGCCUUAAUAUUAAUGUUUGCUGGUCACAAUUGUGUAGAAUGAAUGUCACAGUUGUUAUGAAAUUAUGUGAUACAAUUCAUUUUUGACUUUAACAAAGAGAUAUAAAUUCAUCGUUGUUUUUUUUUAUAUCACAUUAUCAUUGCUAUCACAGUAAUAUAUUUUGUGCUUCUGAUUUUCUAUAUUUUAUGGCCUUCUAAUACAUUUUUAUUAUGUUAACUUUCAAAGUAACUCAAUGUAACCAGAAAUUUAAGAUACAAAUGUUCUCCUUAGAAUAA
Messenger RNA from Saccostrea cuccullata (small rock oyster), 4954 nucleotides. Its product is annotated as chloride channel protein 2-like. Gene Ontology annotation, molecular function: voltage-gated chloride channel activity. Gene Ontology annotation, cellular component: plasma membrane. Lineage: Eukaryota; Metazoa; Mollusca; Bivalvia; Ostreida; Ostreidae. Gene Ontology annotation, biological process: transmembrane transport; chloride transport. The transcript is spliced from 28 exons. The coding region runs from base 155 to 2983 and encodes 942 amino acids. The record is from RefSeq and is a predicted model, not a curated record.